This is a messenger RNA of Mycena indigotica, 822 nucleotides long. RefSeq lists its product as uncharacterized. The coding region runs from base 1 to 822 and encodes 273 amino acids. The record is from RefSeq and is a predicted model, not a curated record. The transcript has a single exon. NCBI's taxonomy places the organism in Eukaryota, Fungi, Basidiomycota, Agaricomycetes, Agaricales, Mycenaceae.
AUGCUUGUCGCUCACCGCGUCAAGGAAUGGAUUGAACCUCUUCUCUAUCGCACCUUGGCAUUCAACCCGGAUACUGUCAUUCGUGGAAUGGUCGCGUGCUGGGAUGUCGACCGUUUUCUGCAAACCGCGGCCCACAAACCCCCAGAAUUCUUCGCCAAAGCAGUCCGAAACGUGUUGUUUUCACGUAUCGACGAAUCCAAAAUCAUCGAGGUGCUUACCCUGUGUCCAAAUAUCGAAAAACUGUCACUAUUGUUGGUGGGCGAAUUCGGGGAGCCUCUUGAUUCGCUGGCGGCGGUGUUCAACCCGCUCUCACCUUCGCAAAUAUUCUGUGCUACGCAAGAUCUUGUCCAGAUGACAAGGGAUUUCGAAUACUGUGUUCCUGCCUUUGCCUUCCUCACUCACCUCGAGGUGCUGGGGGGCUAUGAACAGGACGACGACGAGGGACCCGAAGAAGCACAAGAAUUUCUCAUGACCCUCCCCCAAUUGACUCAUUUGUGUUUCUCUGGGGGAAUGAUACUGCAUGAGGAUAUUUGCCGAAAUCUGCUUGAAGCACUUCCCAUCAGAAUCCAGACAUUUGUGUGGUCAGCACAGGAGAGCCACGAUUUGCCCGCUGAGCUUCUGGACGAUGUCCGUUUUGUUGUCAUCUACCCUCCCGACAGCACAGAUGCUGAUUGGCAGCGGGGUUGCCUCAAUGGAAGGAAUUUCUGGACAGCCGCUGAUGAAUGGGUAGCCUUGCGUCGAGCUGGAACUGUCCAGCAUUGCUUUUCAUACCUCCAAAAUGGUGAAGAGAGAGAGGGUGAAGAGGAGGAUGACGACGAAUGA